GCCCAGAGUGAAGCAAUGUCCAACAGCAGCUCCAUCAGCCACUUCCUCCUGCUGCCAUUGGCAGACACGCGGCAGCUGCAGCUCCUGCACUUCUGCCUCUUCCUGGCCAUCUCCCUGGCUGCCCUCCUGGCCAACGGCCUCAUCAUCAGCGCCGUAGCCUGCGGCCACCUCCUGCACAGCCCCAUGUUCUUCUUCCUGCUCAACCUGGCCCUCAGCGACCUGGGCUCCAUCCUCACCACUGUCCCCAAAGCCAUGCACAAUUCCCUCUGGGACACCAGGAACAUCUCCUAUGAAGGAUGUGCUGCACAGGUCUUUCUGAUUUUCUUCUUCCUUGGGUCAGAGUUUUCCUUCCUGACCGUGAUGUGCUACGACCGCUACGUGUCCAUCUGCAAACCCCUGCACUACGGGACCCUCCUGGGCAGCAGAGCUUGUGCCCACAUGGCAGCAGCUGCCUGGGCCAGUGCCUUUCUCCAUGCUCUGCUGCACACAGCCAAUACAUUUUCCCUGCCCCUGUGCCAUGGCAAUGCCCUGGGCCAGUUCUUCUGUGAAAUCCCACACAUCCUCAAGCUCUCCUGCUCCAAAUCCUACCUCAGGGAACUUGGGCUCAUUGCUGUUAGUGUGUGUUUAUAUCUUGGGUGUUUUGUGUUCAAUGUUUUCUCUUAUGUGCAGAUCUUCAGGGCUGUGCUGAGAAUCCCCUCUGAGCAGGGACGGCACAAAGCCUUUUCCACCUGUCUCCCUCACCUGGCCGUGGUCUCUCUCUUCCUCAGCACUGGCACAUUUGCCUACCUGAAGCCACCCUCCAUCUCCUCCCCAUCGCUGGAUCUCUUGGUGUCAGUCCUGUACUCGGUGGUGCCUCCAGUCCUGAACCCUCUCAUCUACAGCCUGAGGAACCAGGAGCUCAAGGCUGCAGUGUGGAGAUUGAUCACUGGAUCAUUUCAGAAACAUUAAACUGCUGGCCAGUUUCUGCAAUCUGUUGCAAUACAAUACAUAUUUUUAGCAGUUGUUGAUUUGGUUUUGGGUU
Messenger RNA from Prinia subflava (tawny-flanked prinia), 1021 nucleotides. RefSeq names its product olfactory receptor 14C36-like. The transcript has a single exon. NCBI's taxonomy places the organism in Eukaryota, Metazoa, Chordata, Aves, Passeriformes, Cisticolidae. Gene Ontology annotation, cellular component: membrane. The record is from RefSeq and is a predicted model, not a curated record. Gene Ontology annotation, molecular function: G protein-coupled receptor activity; olfactory receptor activity; odorant binding. The coding region runs from base 16 to 948 and encodes 310 amino acids. Gene Ontology annotation, biological process: G protein-coupled receptor signaling pathway.